Molecule: messenger RNA, 1377 nt
Organism: Cladocopium goreaui
Lineage: Eukaryota; Dinophyceae; Suessiales; Symbiodiniaceae
Source: the annotation of a GenBank genome assembly
AUGCAAUGCAUUUGCAUCUUGGAUGACGUCGAUGAUAAAUUGGUGGACAAACCGCAUCUGGUGGAAGAGGCUGGCAUCAGCAUGGGAGAGGUUCACGAAGCGAUGCAUAUUCUGAGGCGAUUGGCAGAUUGCGCGGCUCGUGCCAGAGGACGCCUCCAAAACCAGUUCGAGGUGGUGCGCAUGGAAGGAGCUCCAAACCCUGAGACUCGGGACAAUGUGUCCGCGGAACAAGUUGCAGCUGAGCCUGAGCAGGGCUACCCUGCCAUGCCUUCCUCCUUCGGAACAGGGUCGAUCGAUACGUCCCUGAUGAAGAUGACCAUGCAGGAUGGCUUGAGACCUGGCGGACCUGGCGGUGGCGUGGGCGGCGUUGGCGUCGGCGGCCUUGGAUCCCUUGGCCCGGGACUUUCUGCCGCCUGGGAUUCGAAUGCCGAAUUUCCGUCACAGCGCUCAGUCCAAUGGACCUAUGCCAACGACUGGACAGAGCAAGAUUGGGAAGAUCCAUACUGGGAUGCGUCUCAAGUCAGCGACUCGCAAUGGACGAGACCUCCGAAGCCAAGAACGUCUUCCAGAAGAAAGUCCUCACGAAAAGCCAACAAAAAGGAUGCAGACUCUCACAAAGGUGCAAAGGGAAAAGGCAAGGCGGCGACCUCAGAGCCGGAAAAGAUAGGGCCACCUGCUUUGACAGCAAGUGCAAUGGACCCGCCCUGGUUGCAAUCCAUGAACUCAAUUGCAGCCACCAUGCCACCACCAGCACAGCAGAGCUCCGAGGACAAGCAGCUGAAGACACUCAUGGCGGCGCUGAAGAAACACAGCGAUACACUGCCACCAGAGCUCCAAAACAUGGUCAACGAAGCGGCAAUCAAGGAAGGCCAACAGGAAACCAAACAACUCCAUGCAGUCGUGGCGGCCCAUGGACGAGCACGAAAGGAACUACAGCAGGCACAGCUUGCAAGGUUCCACCUACACAAUGCAUGGAGAGGAUUCCUCAGCCAAGCAGUCACCCAAUGGCAAGGUUACAGUGCACAAUUCAUGGAGCAGGAGAAGCAGAUGAACGAGCGCGUCAGCUCAGCCAUGGAAGCACUGGAUCAAGCCAAAGAAUGCUUGGCGAAAGCCAAAUCCACCGCAGGGAUCGAAGCAAAGGAAGAUGCAAUGACAGUCAGCGACGAGGAGCCCGACAAAGAUCUGGCGGGCUCAACGGCAGACCGCAUCAAGGAGGGCCUCACCAACCUGCAAACCAGCUUGGAGGCCUUGCAAACCUCAGCAGAACAGAUGGUGGAGGACGAGCAAAAGGCACUCAAAAGGCCUCGCCUCGACCCAGCACAUACGGAAGCUCCAAAACCAUCCGAAUCGCAUGGUGGUGCUACGGGGUUUGGCUAG